This is a messenger RNA of Dichomitus squalens LYAD-421 SS1, 790 nucleotides long. RefSeq names its product vacuolar protein sorting-associated protein 28. Bases 26 to 667 code for a protein of 213 amino acids. Gene Ontology annotation, cellular component: ESCRT I complex. The record is from RefSeq and is a predicted model, not a curated record. NCBI's taxonomy places the organism in Eukaryota, Fungi, Basidiomycota, Agaricomycetes, Polyporales, Polyporaceae. Gene Ontology annotation, biological process: protein transport to vacuole involved in ubiquitin-dependent protein catabolic process via the multivesicular body sorting pathway. Gene Ontology annotation, molecular function: protein-containing complex binding. The transcript has 6 exons.
UUCGUCCUGGUGCUCAUUAUCUGCGAUGUCUUCCACCCCACUGAACCUGGACGAAGAGGCUCGGCUAUACACAACUAACGCGGAACGCGAGAAAUACGGACUUCUGGCUACUCUGUUUGGGAUCAUUGUCGCGCUGGAGUACCUCGAGCGCGCGUAUGUACGGGAUUCGGUCACCGCUGCCGAGUAUUCUCCAGCUUGCACGCGACUACUGUCGCAAUACAAGACCAUGCUGAAGCUCGUCGGGGACGACGUGCCGUCAAUUGAGCAAUUCAUGUCGAGAUUUCGGAUGGAUCACCCAGCCGCGCUAUACCGAAUACAAGUGGGAGUACCCGCUACGGUCGAGCAUUCUAGCGAGGCCGGGCCUGAGACGUCCAAAUGGGUGGCAGAAACGACACAAUGGUUUAUCACCUUUGCCGAUGCCUUGAAGUUGGGCAUGCGCGCCAAGGAUCAACUGCACCCGCACCUGCAGGAGCUAGUGACGAGCUAUGCACGCUUCAAGGGGAGCAAGGACUGGGAAGGUCGCAGCAAGAUGGUUGGAUGGCUGAUCACCCUAAAUGGAAUGAAGGCGUCGGAACAGCUCACCGAGGAGCAGGUUCGGCAGCUGUCGUUUGACAUUGAGCACGCUUAUGGUGAAUUCAUGAGGAGUCUAAGCGGCAAGGAGGACUAAUCGUAAUCCUGAUGUGAUACGACGGCUUUCUCGGACACCUGCCGUGCCGAUGCGUCGAUGUAUGUGUCGUUUGUCGCCGAGAGGCGAGUGUUGCUGUACUUUCUAUACGAUCGCGUGACAUGC